Trichophyton benhamiae CBS 112371 is the source of this 1386-nucleotide messenger RNA. RefSeq names its product lipase/esterase, putative. Bases 1 to 1386 code for a protein of 461 amino acids. Lineage: Eukaryota; Fungi; Ascomycota; Eurotiomycetes; Onygenales; Arthrodermataceae. The transcript is spliced from 2 exons. Gene Ontology annotation, molecular function: hydrolase activity. The record is from RefSeq and is a predicted model, not a curated record.
AUGGCGAGCCUGAAUCUGACCCUGAUCCAGCAGUACCUGGUACGCAUCCCGCUCGUGCUGGUCACUGCGAUCCGGCGGCUGCUGCAGCUCUCGCCGGUGCAGGACAGAGUGAGCGUGCAGAUGGAGCUGCUGGUCACCUUCGUGCGCUCGUUUCUCACCCUGGACGAUUCCGUCUCGAAGAUGGCCGAAGUCAGGCUGACGGAUUCAACGAUCAAGGGCUACAUGUGGAUUUCGAAUGUAACGGUGCCUAAGCCGGCGGAGGACGAUGUGCUCGAGGCGCUGGUGAAGGCAAUCAGACACCGCGGCGAGGGAGGAGAGACCUUCGAUAUGCCUGAUGUGCGCGCUGUUGAGGCCGAGUGGACGGGAUACAGGAAGGGCACCAGCGAGGAUACCCCGAUUCCUGAUAUCUCGGACGCAGACAAGUAUGAGCGCCUGAUGGAGGACGUGGACGAUGACAUGACCAUCUUCUACGCCCACGGCGGCGCAUACCAACUAUGCCCGCAGCAUCCAUUCCCGGCUGGCAUCCUGGAUGCGCUGGUGGCAUAUCUAUCCCUCCUCUCGCCUGCUGAAGGUGCCCUUUACGAAGCCGUACCGGCUAAGAAGAUAGUAUUCGCCGGAGACUCUGCUGGCGGUGGCCUCUGCCUAGGACUGCUCCAGACCCUCCUGACACUACGAGAGAUUAUCCCAUCCAAGACAAUUCGUUUCCAUGGAAAAGAUGUACCACUGGAUCUUCCCGCUGGCAUUGCUACGACCAGUCCUUGGUGCGAUAUCACCCGUUCCUUGCCAUCUACCUUUGAGAACGCAAAGUAUGACUACGUUCCUCCACCACCACAAAAACCUGGCACCAUAUUUACCCCUCUGCCUUUCCCACCAGACCAUCUGUGGCCUACGGUGCCGCCACGGGUGGACUUGUACGCAAAUGCGAACAUGAUGGCUCAUCCCUUUACCUCACCGGCCGCCAGUCCAAAGGGUAUCUGGAAGGGCAGCCCGCCAAUGUACAUUGCCGUGGGCGAGGAGCUCUUGCACGACGAUGGUAUGUAUAUGGCCAGAAAAGCCCAUCGAGACGGUGUCAAUGUUGUCUUCGAGCGUUACGAAGGAAUGCCACAUUGUUUCGCCUUGCUUGCUCCCAACAUCCCUCAAUCUCAGCGCUGUCUCAAGGGCUGGGCCAAGUUCUGCGUCGAUGCAGUGCAUGACCGUGUGAAAGGUUACGGAGAAGCCCAAUUCUUCAACCACAGCUUGACAAAGACUGAUAUCCGCAGCCUCGAUGAUAUUGGUACCUUGACGGAUGAUGAAGUUGAAAAACUGAUCAAGGCUGGCAGAGAUUGGCGUAUUGAUGGAGAACAUUUGCUGCAGAAGGCGUGGAAGGAACAGGAACUGGAUUCCUAA